Messenger RNA from Talpa occidentalis (Iberian mole), 11820 nucleotides. It is a transcript of the gene CBL, whose product is annotated as Cbl proto-oncogene. Gene Ontology annotation, biological process: cell surface receptor signaling pathway; negative regulation of epidermal growth factor-activated receptor activity. Lineage: Eukaryota; Metazoa; Chordata; Mammalia; Eulipotyphla; Talpidae. Gene Ontology annotation, molecular function: receptor tyrosine kinase binding; phosphotyrosine residue binding; calcium ion binding. The record is from RefSeq and is a predicted model, not a curated record. The transcript is spliced from 16 exons. Bases 54 to 2786 code for a protein of 910 amino acids. Gene Ontology annotation, cellular component: plasma membrane; membrane raft.
GCUCCGAGCCGAGCGGAGCCGGUGGACGCGGCCCGGCCCGACCUCCCCGGGCCAUGGCCGGCAACGUGAAGAAGAGCUCCGGGGCCGCGGGCGGCGGCGGCUCCGGGGGCUCGGGCGCGGGCGGCCUGAUCGGGCUCAUGAAGGACGCGUUCCAGCCGCACCACCACCACCACCUCAGCCCCCACCCGCCGGGCGCCGUGGACAAGAAGAUGGUGGAGAAGUGCUGGAAGCUCAUGGACAAGGUGGUGCGGUUGUGUCAGAACCCAAAGCUGGCGCUAAAGAAUAGCCCACCUUAUAUCUUAGACCUGCUGCCAGAUACCUACCAGCAUCUCCGUACUAUCUUGUCAAGAUAUGAGGGGAAGAUGGAGACACUUGGAGAAAAUGAGUAUUUUAGGGUGUUCAUGGAGAAUUUGAUGAAGAAAACUAAGCAGACCAUAAGCCUCUUCAAGGAAGGGAAAGAAAGAAUGUAUGAGGAGAAUUCUCAGCCUAGGCGAAAUUUAACCAAACUGUCCCUGAUCUUCAGCCACAUGCUGGCAGAACUAAAAGGGAUCUUUCCAAGUGGACUCUUUCAAGGAGACACAUUUCGGAUUACUAAAGCAGAUGCUGCUGAAUUUUGGAGGAAAGCUUUUGGGGAAAAGACGAUAGUCCCUUGGAAGAGCUUCAGGCAGGCCCUUCAUGAAGUACAUCCCAUCAGUUCUGGGCUGGAGGCCAUGGCUCUGAAAUCCACUAUAGAUCUGACCUGCAAUGAUUAUAUUUCAGUUUUUGAGUUUGACAUCUUUACACGACUCUUUCAGCCCUGGUCCUCUUUGCUCAGGAACUGGAAUAGUCUUGCUGUGACUCAUCCUGGUUACAUGGCUUUCCUGACGUAUGAUGAAGUAAAAGCUCGGCUCCAGAAAUUCAUUCACAAACCUGGAAGUUACAUUUUCCGGCUGAGCUGUACACGUCUGGGUCAGUGGGCCAUUGGGUAUGUCACUGCUGAUGGGAACAUUCUCCAGACAAUCCCUCACAAUAAACCUCUCUUCCAAGCACUGAUUGAUGGCUUCAGAGAAGGCUUCUAUUUGUUUCCUGAUGGACGGAAUCAGAAUCCUGACCUGACAGGCUUAUGUGAACCAACUCCCCAAGACCACAUCAAAGUGACCCAGGAACAAUAUGAAUUAUACUGUGAGAUGGGCUCCACAUUCCAACUGUGUAAAAUAUGUGCUGAAAAUGAUAAAGACGUGAAGAUUGAACCCUGUGGACACCUCAUGUGCACAUCCUGUCUUACGUCCUGGCAGGAAUCAGAAGGACAGGGCUGUCCAUUCUGCCGAUGCGAAAUUAAAGGUACUGAACCCAUUGUGGUAGAUCCAUUUGAUCCUAGAGGAAAUGGCAGCCUGUUGAGGCAAGGAGCAGAGGGAGCUCCCUCCCCAAAUUAUGACGAUGAUGAUGAUGAACGAGCUGAUGAUUCUCUCUUCAUGAUGAAGGAAUUGGCCGGUGCCAAGGUGGAACGGCCUUCUUCUCCAUUCUCAAUGCCCCCACAAACUUCCCUUCCCCCAGUGCCACCACGACUUGACCUUUUGCAACAGCGAGUGUCUAUUCCUUCUAGUGCUUCUGGUCUUGGAACUGCUUCUAAGGCUGCUUCUGGCUCCCUUCAUAAGGACAAACCUUUACCAAUACCUCCCACACUUCGAGAUCUUCCACCACCACCCCCUCCAGACCGGCCAUAUUCUGGUGGAGCAGAAACCCGGCCUCAGAGACGCCCCUUGCCCUGCACACCAGGAGACUGUCCAUCUAGAGACAAACUGCCCCCUGUCCCCUCUAGCCGCCUUGGGGAAUCAUGGCUCCCUCGGCCAAUCCCCAAAGUACCAGUAAUUGUUCCAAACCCUAGUGACCCUUGGACAGGAAGAGAAUUAACCAACCGGCAUUCACUUCCAUUUUCACUGUCCUCACAAAUUGAACCCAGAACAGAUGUGUCUAGGCUCGGAAGCACAUUCAGUCUGGAUACCUCCAUGAAUAUGAAUAACAGCCCAUUAGUAGGUCCAGAGUGUGAGCACCCCAAAAUCAAACCUUCUGCAUCUGCCAAUGCCAUUUAUUCUCUGGCUGCCAGGCCCCUUCCUGUGCCAAAGCUGCCACCCGGGGAGCAGUGUGAAAGUGAGGAAGACACAGAGUAUAUGACUCCCUCCUCUAGGCCUGUAGGGCUUCAAAAACCUUUGGAGGCAAACCAGGGUUCACGAGCGUGUGAUUGUGACCAGCAGAUUGAUAGCUGUACAUAUGAAGCAAUGUAUAAUAUUCAGUCUCAGGCUGCCCCAUCAGUCACAGAGAGUGGCACCUUUGGUGAAGGGAAUUUGCCUGCAACUCAUGCCAACACUGGUCCUGAGGAAUCAGAAAAUGAGGACGAUGGGUAUGAUGUCCCCAAGCCACCUGUGCCAGCAGUGCUGGCCCGCCGAACUCUCUCAGAUAUCUCUAAUGCCAGCUCCUCCUUUGGCUGGUUGUCUCUGGAUGGUGAUUCCACAACAAACUUCACGGAGGGUUCUCAAGUUCCUGAGAGACCUCCCAAACCAUUCCCUCGGAGAAUCAACUCUGAACGAAAAGCAGGUAGCUGUCAGCAAGGUGGUGCUGCUUCCUCCACCGCUGCUGCUGCCUCCGCCUCACCACAGCUUUCCAGUGAGAUUGAGAAGCUCAUGAGUCAGGGAUAUUCCUACCAGGACAUUCAGAAAGCUUUGGUCAUUGCCCACAACAACAUUGAAAUGGCCAAAAAUAUCCUCCGAGAAUUUGUUUCUAUUUCUUCUCCUGCUCAUGUAGCCACCUAGCACAUUACCUCCCUUUUGCAGCUUUAGAGGACCAAUGAGCCGAGAGCUCCUACUCCAGUAGCACCUAAAAGGGCAGAGGUUCCAUGGAGACUUGACAAUGAAGUCUUGCCCUACCUGUGAGAUAUCACGCCUGUGGUUCCAAGAUUUCAAAGCAGUGGAAAGAAAAUGGAGCAGCUAGUGUGUUUUAUUAUCUUACUUGUUUUGAGAGUACAUUUGCAGGUGUCCUUCAGUCCCCACUUGAGAGAGUGUGGAUUUUUAUUUAAUGGUAACCUACCUGGGGAACAGUCCAGAAAGCAGCAGUAGAAGUAUUGUGCUGUAGAUCCUAAUUAAGGACUUAGACUUUCCUGGGUUAUGGAAGGGUGUGUGUGUGUGUGUGUGUCUGUGUGUGUGUGUGUGUCUGUGUCUGUCUUUGUGUGUGUCCUGUGAUUAUAAGAUUAACCUGCUGUCUGUGUUAAUCCCACACAGGGAAUUAGCACAAGAGGUUUAGAAAGGAAUCUUUUAAAGACUUCCAUCUACUGUGGUAUUAUACUCAACCCCAAUGUGUAUUACAGCAUCAACACUCCCCUUUGGCUUGGAUUAUCAUGUGCAUAGCUAAAGUCUUGUAUUUUUAGAACACCCUCCCUCUCUCCUUUCCCCUAUUUCCUCCUCCUCCUUGGUGUCCGUCAUUGGCAGUGGGCUUGCUGUGACCAGCCUGAUUGAAGCCAAGUGGCUUAUAGGAUGUUCUUUUAUUAUGUGUGAUGUGUUGGUUUGUUUGGUAGAUAGGUGGGGAAAAAAGUACUGUUGUUAUAUCAUUAUCGUCAUGUUUGAUACUAGCAGCUAACACUGGUCACUCCAAAGCACUGUUUCUAUAGGAACAUUGAAUCUGUUAAACUAAGAUGUUUUAAUUAUCCUAAUUAUGUAAUGACUGAUUUGAGAUAGAGGCCUUCAAAUACAUUCCAUGCCCUCCCCAGAAAAGAGUCUGUGGGAGUCCGUUGCCUUGGUGCCAGGUAUGUGUUCUGAUGUAGGUCUUGAGUUUUUCUACUUAAUGGGGAAGGAAAGAACUUUUGUUUCCAGCAUGGCUUUCUCACCCUAAUAUCAUGAAGCUUUUAUGAAGCUUUAUUCACAUGCUCUUUACCUUGUUACACAAAAACAUGCACAAGUAGACGAUAAAAAUUAAUCUCUUCAGUUUUUCUUCCCAAUGACUCAUUAAUUUCAGCUUAUAUGGAUGUCUCCCUUUGAACUUGAGCCAGUUUAUAAGUUCAGAGUCAAUUUUUUUCUUUAAGGAAUUGGGGAUACUACCCACGGUGGUGAUAGCACAGCAUUUUGCUGAUAAUGGGCACCUUUCCUACAUUGGUGCCACCUGGUGACUUGGCUUCUCUUGUGCCUGUGGCUUUGGGAAUGUAACAUCUCCUUCCCCCUUUCCUUCCCCUUUCUUCUCCACCUUAGGUCUAUGUACUCUUUAAUGAUUGCGUUUUCCCUGGUUAUUAGACAUCACUUGGUAUGAUGAUUUUACCAUAGUCAGAGCCAAUAUGUGUAAAACCCAGCAGUUUGUGUAAUUGCAGGUUCAAAGGAAAAACCAGAGUCACGUGUGCAGCACCAUUAGUCAGUUCCUGUAGCUGCUACCUGAGCCCUUGAGUCUUUGCUGAUUUCCCUGGGAGUAUGUAACUAUCCUCCUCAGAAGCAAGCUAGCCUGUUCUUUGAUAAAUCUGCUCUCCUGGAAAUCUAAAUUGGGCUUUUCUCUUUAGAUCCAGGUAGAAAUGAUUCCUUUAUAUCUGUUUCUCUCCCACCUUGUCAUCUUUGGAGCUAAAAUGUUUUCUCACUCUUGACUUUAGUUCCUCUUGGAUCUUUUGGCUUUCUCCUCUUGGCUCAGAGCCAUUUACCUUGACCUAGUAGAUAGCACUGGACUUCUUAUUGAGUUGUUGUGGUUGCCCUGUAGUGUCUCUUCUACAUGGCAACAGCUGUGGGAAGUCUUAAUGGGAAUGAAAGAGCAGGGAAAGUGGCAGUGAGUUGGAAACAAGCGAGCAUCUCCUUGUAAAAGCCAGAAUAGUAUUGUGUCUGUGGUAACAUUUGGUUGUGAGGUUGUUUUUUUUUUUUAAAUGUUGAAGGCCCCAACAAAGAAUAGGAAAAAUAGCAACAGUUUUCAUUCCUGCUUGUGCUGAAAUUUCCCCUUUUCUGUAGCUACUGCCUAUAGUCUAUCUAUGGGCAAUCAAAUCUUAUGGAGCUAUUAAGAGAGCAAAGCCCUGGUUCUUCUUAUCUUUUGCCUUUCCAGUGCCUCCAAAAUUCUCUUCUUUGGAGAUUAUGUCCUAGCUUAUAUAGACUAAGAGCAGGUUCAUCCUUUCUUUUUCUAACUGAAGACCUGUGUGACAGUUUGAGUCAGCUCUGACACUGGGGUUUCAGGGCCCUGUGUUGAACUUGUGCACCAUUGGUCGACUUGCCCAUCGUUAGCUAUGGGUCUGCAGGCAUUCAAGGUUUUAGACCAUUAUAUGGGGCUUUUCUUGUUGGGCACUCUGAGGGGGGGCCUGGGUUCAUGCUUGAGAUUGGCAGGUGAACCUCAGGAAGGUUUUUACAUCCUCUUGCUUUGAGGAUAUUUCCAAAACUUUAAUUUCUUAAAAUUUCAUUUGACUAAGAACCAGUAACACGACCAUCAUCCUCCAUUUGUAAGGCAACUUUUAAAUUCUUCGGCUCUGCUCUGAAUUUGACAAAAAUUAUCCUUUCCCCAAGCUGGCUUAGCGUUUUGCCAUUUUUGACAAAUUCAUCCCCUUUCCACCUCCUAGGUGCAAAUGGUAACUCCUCUGCCAGCUGUCAGGUGGAUAAGGUAAAAGCAACUUUGAUGUGCAUCAGGCUAGUCGUUCAGACCACUCUCCCCUGCUUUCCCUAUGUCUUCCCAAGUCUCUCUACAUAGCCUGUCUGGUUACUGGAUGGCUGCUUUGCAAUAGGUAGUCAGUAGCCCCUCCAAUAUUCCUUCCAUUCAAGUAGAGUGUGGAUUAUGGUGGAAAAACCUGUGGGCUCUUUGCCUCCCUUUACACAAAUAAUAAAUUGGACAGUUUAUCGUCCCAGCAUUUAUUUGUUAAUAUCUGUGUAAAUAGUGAUAUAUACCUGUGGCUGGCCAUUCUCUCGCCCAACCGUGUUCUAUAUAUUCAACUCUUCUUUCUCUUCUUACACAGACUCUCAAUGUCAGGCCCAGGAUGUGGCAUAGUUCUAUUAGUAUCAGUUAGCUGUUUUGUGGAUUAAAAAUAUAUUGGGGAGGGGGGUGUUAUUCUUCAUACUUAAAGUAUUUAUUUCCUCUAUAGAAAAUUAAGAUAUAUUUUAUGGUCCAAAUAGCAAACUUACUAAUGAAUUUUUGUAAAUUUGCUUGCAGAUUAAGGACCAACUAUAUAUACCCUUUAAGACACCAUUAACAAGAUCUAGACCUUUUUGUAUGUGAUCAGCAAUGGUGUUAAUGCCGAGUAUUCUCCUACCUCACAUAAUGAAAGUCAGAGGGUCAUAGACCUUCCCAAACUAUAAAUCCCCCUUCUUGCCGUUGGCCUUUCUGACUCAGAAAUGACCACUGCCCAAAGAACAAUGGUAUCUGAACCAUUGGUCUGCCUGUCACAGUUCAUUUGUUCAUUCAGCAGAUGUUUGUAAGAGAUGACCAUGUGCCAGAAGUGUUACCUUUGUGUUUUUUCCUGCUACCACAUGGUGAUUUACUGAUGCUGGGGAUUAGCUGUGGGCUGUCCAGCACUUGCAUUUGGCCCUAAAGUACCCCUUCCCAGUAAGACUGCAAUUUUUAUUCACAGUUCUUUUAUGAAGAUGUGUAUUUCCUUAUGGAGCUGUUCCAGUUAAAAUCAGCUCGAGAGUCUCUGAUGAACUUUUAUUGUCUUCCUGUCACUUUGAUAAUGUCUCAGUAGAGGUAACUCAGUGUCAGUCUCAUGGGUACCCAUCAUUUUUACUUAUUUCAGUGGAAUCUGUUUGGUUGGAUAAGGGGUAUAUUGGUUCAGAGUUGUGCAAUAGGACAAUUAAAUGUUUAAGCAAAUGCUUAGCAAAUCAUGUGUUUAGUCCACAGGCUUCCUUCCCAAUCUAGUGCCUUCCUUGAUCUUUUUACUGAGCUGCUGUGUCUCUAGUCCUCCAUGUCGGGAAGUUUCCUUUUCACAUUUCCAGAUCUGUCACCAUCUCCCAUUCUAUUUGAAACUUGUUUUCCAGUCCUUCAACAACCUUUGCAGCUGACCCUGUGUCUUAGAAGGGAUUAAGGUGUGGGACAGGGAUGGGACCUAUCUUUGGGUCCUGAUCUUCAACCAGUUGUUUGGGUCUCCCUAAAACAGAUUGAGCUCAGAAAGGUCAGUCUGUAGCUCCUGGAUUAAGAGACUUAGAGAGCUAACAGGCAGUGUCAAAAUUAACACAUCAUCAUUUUUCUAGACUUUUAAGCUUUAGAAAUUCCAUCUCAAGUAUCAGUUUAUAACAUAACUGUCACUACUUUGUCCCCAAUCUAUGUUAGCAGUCUUUCUUUAGGCAUGUGUAAAGUCAUUUAAUAAAAUGGGGGUAGGUGUAUACUUGAAGAAGUUCUAGGUUGCAUCUUUAACUGUCUUGUUUAGGAAUCAUUUGGAUGAAAGAGAAGUAUUCAAUCUAAUGAAAGGAGGGAGUUGUAAGGAUGCAGGGUAUUUCAUAGAACCUGUGAUAAGUAGAACUGAGCUAGAACUGUAAAGCUUUGCCCCAAAUCCUUUCUCCUGCUUGUCAAUCUGUUUAUCAGCAUGCAUGACCCCAACCCUAACCCUAAACCUAACCCUCAAGUUCACAUACCCUCCAGUUCUAGGGUUCACUACUAACAGAUUCCCAGUGCUUCUUGGUUCAUAUCUUCCAGAAAGAAUCGAGCAGUCCAGCCCGUCAGUCAGGUAUCUGCCCCGAGCGGUUGACCUUACCACAUGGACAACAGGUGGGAGUAGAGUGGGCCCACAGAAGAGGGUAUAGACUAUAUAGCUACCCCAAAAAUACUUGAGUAGUAAAACUGCUAUCGUACUGCUUCUUUGAGAGUAGAAAGGCAGGCAUGGGGCCAUUUCUGGACUAGCAAAGGAAUUCUUAAUUCAGGUUACUUCCUUUCUUUGUUUCGUUCUUUUUUGUCCCUUUCUCAGUCUCAGCAUCCAAGAUUUCUUACCUCCCUCGCUAGGAUCAGUUUCCCUUAUCUUAGAGCUAGUCUGUUCUUAGGUGGCGUUUCUUAGCUUUCAUUCAUUCUCAGGUUUUUAACCUUCUUUCACAUCAUUUAGAGAGUAGAUCACAAAUCACGAAUCACACUGUAGCCACCACCCAUGGACUUCUGGGCUCUUGUCAGAUUCUAGCACUGAAAAUAUAUUUAUCCUGUGGCCCAUGACCUGUGUUCCACUGCGCCCUCCUCCUCACCCUUUCGUUUGGUCCUUCCUGUAUGAGGGGAGCUCUGCAAUGAUAUUCUUAGGCGAGCCUUCCUAGAUGCCUAAGAAAGUACUUUGCUGUAGGCAGUAAGAAUGUGUAAUAGUUGGGAUGUUUGCCAGGAUGUAAAUUAGAUGUUGAUGCCAGUGUCGGAGUCUUUCCUGAGCGCUCUUUAGACAGGCUGCCCUUCCCAGUCCAGUUACCUUCUUUGUAGUCCUAUAUAUAAAGACUUUAUCUUUUGAUUUUUAAAAUUAUGCAUCUGCUGGCCUGAACUUUUUUAUUUUUAUCUCAUCCUAGAGCCUGCCCUGAGUUAUUAAGGCCUUUCAUAAUCACUUAAAACUUUGUCAACUACUGGAGUCAUAUGAUAGACCCAGGAAAAAACCUAAUCCAAAGAUACACAUUGAGGCACUUGAGGAAGGGUGAAUUGUCAGACCUCGCUUUGAUUUUCUAAUCUAGGUUCCAGUAUCAAGUAGCAGAGGGACAGCAUGCCAUGUGCCUUCAAUGUCCUGGGAAAUCUGAGUUUGCUUUCCAAAGGGAGUACCAGUGUUUUCUUGAUUCUGGAAAGUAGCACAAGAGUAAGGGAUGCGGCAGUAGGGUCAGGGAGGAGCAGAGAGCUUUGUUUAGAGGAGCGUUCAUAGUCAGAUGGAAAGUGUCUUGCUGAGGGGCCAGCUGUUGACUAACAGACUAACAGCUGUUUGGAGAUCUUACUGCCCCUUCCCUCAUACAGUGCUUGAAAAAAAUCUGGUUGAUCACUCCUUGUAUUUGUACAGAGCAAAAUUUCAGAGCCAACCUCAGAUCUCCUACUGAUUUGACACCCUAACAAAUAGGCGGAGUUCUGAUUGCUAGGCCCCAUAUUCUUGAUUCAGCCCCCAAAAUGACUUUGAGAGGCACUUUUCCCAUUGCCUCUCUCAAGUUCUCCUUCCAUUCCUAAACCAGAUUUGGAGGGCAGAGAGUAUUGUUCAAUCCAUGCUCUACACAACUCCUCCAGCCUCACACUGCUUCUAUGCUCAGGCCCUAGAGUGGAGUGGAGUGUGUGCCCAUGCCUGGCACUCUUACAUAUGUGUUAAUGUGCCCUAGAUAUCAUUUCCCGCCCGCCCCCACCCAUCUCUGACCUGUUAUAGGUGAGGGUAGCCAUGCUUUCUGACUGUCUUGAAACUGAAGAGGUAAACUACUUAUGAGUCUGUAGACCAUGUGUUUUCUCUUCCUUGGCUUCUUCCUUUUGCUGUCUGGGUAAGUCUGCAGGCACAAUGCCCAGGAGAGUGGAUGUCCCUUGACCUACCCUUGGCAUUGUUUUAGUGUUUUGACCUUGACCUCCUGCUGAAACAUGUGGUAGGGACAUGGCAGCCAAGAGGUACCCCCUACAUCUGCUAUCUGACUGUGGUGACUUGGGAUUUUUAACCUUACAUAUCUUUUUUCCUUUAUUCAAAACAACAAUUUUUAGCACAUUGAAGAAAAAAAAAGCCAAACAUUUUGUGCCUUUCUAAGGCAGCACUGUAUCUCAGGCUGCAUUUUAGGACUUAAUAUGGAAAUACCAGAGUCUUAGCUCCUCUACCUUGGGUGUCAGUCUUCUCUACAGUCUAGGGAAGAGGAAGUGUGACUGGAGAGAUGGCAGCCGGGGGCAGCCUGUUGGUGGUCUCUCCCUGCCGAAUUCUCGUUGGAGGAAAUAAGCAUUGUACCCUGCGCUCGUUUAGCUGGUUCCAAUUGGAAUCUCACUUACAGGUUGAAUGACCUUUCUCCCGCAAGGAGACACAAUGUUCCAUGAUUUCCAGGUACACUCCAGACAUUUCAAGUGUCCCAGCUUCUGGUCCUAUUAAUGACCCAACUGCAUGGGAAAGUAUAGAAUGGACUCUUCUUGAGUAAGGGGUUGUCUUUUCUCUGUGCUGGAUCCUGAACUGACCUAACUCUCCUGCCUCUCUCUUCACACGUGGCUUCCUUUCCUUAGAAAAUUUUGGUCUUAAAGCAUUAAGCAGCUAGUUCCCUCUUCCAGGGUCUAGUUUUUUCUUGGAAAAAGCCGCAAGGACCAUGUACCAGAAGCCUGUCUUUGGUAUUGUGGCCACUCUCGGUUAUGGUGAAAAAAAGUUUUCUAUGUAAUGAUGUUUUACUUAUUUCUUUUACUUUUCUCAUUUUCCCCCUGCUUUUUAACUAAUAUAGAAUAGGGAGAUAGAAAAUCAUGCUUUUUAAAGUUCUCCUUAUUCAGGAUUUUGACCUUCUUGGCCUAGGUGGGGCUGGAGAGAACUUGAUGCUUUCUGCAAAAUGAAGAAUCCCAAUUUGUAUAUCAGUGUUAAAAAUAAAACAAAAUGAAAACUUAGGUGAAUUUUUGUGGGCUAUUUUAAAAAUGUGUCAUUAAUAUAAAAAAAAUUUAUAAUAGCAGUAUUUAAUCAUUCUCACCUGUAAAGAAUAAGAAAAAACAGAAGGUAAAUAUUCUUACAGAGAAUAGCAGAGCUUUAAGAUUCAUUUUCAUUUUAAAUCCAGUUUGUUUUUGCCAAUGUAUUAUGUUUAGAGGUCUGUUAUACUAAUGUUAUUUAUUAAUUUUUUUCAUUUCCAUACACAAUUAACUAAAGAGCUUUUUCAAGCACCUGUCUGUAAAAAAAAAAAUAUUUUUAAAUAAAGUUUCUUUUGUUGUAGCAAGACCUGAGUUCUUGCUCAUCCGUGGUAGGAGGUAAAACACAGGGUAGCUCCAGGACCAAGUGCUGAGGCCCAUCUUCAUUCCUAAGUCGUGCUGCUACUUCCGGGGCACCUGAGUGUCCAGAAGACAAUGAAAAAGGGCUACAGCUUCCUGUCAGCCUGCUAGGCCCCGCGGGCUGCUGGAGCAGGGCUGCUUUGCUGAUUAGGGUGACUAUAGCCCUCAGCUAGAGCUGGAGCUGUUUGCUCAAAAGUAGAAGUAAUCCCGUCACCCCACUCCAACCACCAAACGUUUUGUUUUCCUUUCGGUGCAACUCCAAUUCUAGAGGCCCCAGGCUAACGUGGUACCAUGAUGAAUAAAAAGCAAUGCAAGAUUUCUGGGACAAUUAAGCUUUAUUGUACACACACACACCCCCACACGUGCAUACACACACACACGAAACAAUUUGCAAAUUUACACACAACCUAACAAAACCAUAUAUAUAGAUACGCACGCGCAGAUACAUAUACACAUACAUACCCCAAGCUCUAGCCAGGCCCGUUUCUCAUCCCUAAGUACCAUUCUGCCCUCGGCCCCCUUUUGCUAGGGUCUAGGCCCAUUCGCUCAGUUUGUAGAAGUUAGGGACUAGUAUAAUUAUAGCCCUUAUCCCCGUAAAGGAGAAGCUGGACCUCAUCUCUUGUCUCCUACCCCCACCUUUCAGCCUCACAUGAUCCCUGAGAGGCUAUCAGGAGCCUGGACGGAAUAGUCUUAAUUCUGGAAAACCCCAUCUUCCUCAUUGCAAGGACAAUGGAAUAGCCCCGUAUUUCCGUUAAGGAAUGACACUAGUUCCUGGCUUCUGCCCGGAGAAAGGAGUGUCACGUAAGGGAUUCUGGAGGCAGGCAGGAAGCUGCUUCUAGAUACUAAUGAGCUACUUUCUAGAAUCGGUGUGAGCAACAUUCUUUACCAGUGAGAGGGGCCUGGGCUUUGUGUGUCUUCACUUCAGUGAUACAACUGAAUUAUGAAGCCAGACUAUGGGGCACAAUCCAGCUCAGAAAAUAGGCCACCCAAUUCAGCUGCUGG